This is a messenger RNA of Pseudocercospora fijiensis CIRAD86, 1455 nucleotides long. RefSeq lists its product as uncharacterized. Gene Ontology annotation, molecular function: protein binding; lipid binding. The record is from RefSeq and is a predicted model, not a curated record. The transcript is spliced from 2 exons. Gene Ontology annotation, biological process: endocytosis; plasma membrane tubulation; actin cortical patch localization. Gene Ontology annotation, cellular component: Rvs161p-Rvs167p complex; actin cortical patch; medial cortex. NCBI's taxonomy places the organism in Eukaryota, Fungi, Ascomycota, Dothideomycetes, Mycosphaerellales, Mycosphaerellaceae. The annotation marks the transcript as partial.
AUGAAGGCGGUGCAACGCAUGGGAGGGAAGAUGAUGAAGCGGUCGGCGGACCAUCAUGAUGUGGGAGCUGUGAUUGGAGAGUUCAAGUCGACGGACGAUAUGCUUGACAGGCUCGAGAAAGAGUUGAAGGCUUGGAGAAAUGGAUGGGAUGACAUUCUGAAGCUGCAAUACGAUGCCAGCGAGGCUUUUGCGACCCUUUACAAGCCGAUCGAGCCAACUUCGUACCCAGAGCAGAGACAUGCACCUGAAGCAACACCACAAGGACAAUUGCAGAAAUGUCUUGCGCUGCAGAAGAUGUACUCGGAAACGAAGACGGACCUACACCAAGAGAUAUCUAUGAUCGAUAACAAGCUUCUAAGACCCGUCCAUGAAGCCAAAGCGGCCACGAAGCCUUUGCAUAAGACUCUGAAGCAUCGCGAAAACAUGAAGUUGGAUUAUGAGAGAUUUUUGAGCCGAGCAGAGCAUGCUAGAAAGAAGCAGAAUCGCACCAUCAAGGAGGAGUCAGCAUUGGCGAAAUGCGAGAGCGAUCUCCAACAGGCUCAGCUUGACUACGAGACUGCAGAUGAUCAGGUCAAGCAGACGUUUCCUCCCGUGAUUGAGGCUGUCCAGGCUCUACUACCACAUAUCCUCGCCAUCCAGAUCCAAGUGCAGACCACAAUCGUUGGGCAGCUGUACACCACUUUGGACGCAUACUGCAGACAACAGGACCUCCCAAGUCCGGCGCCCGGCAACGAGCAGAUUGUUGCAGCAUUCGAUCAGCAGUUCACGAGUUUCAGGAAGGAGGUCGAGGGUGGGCUAAGUGUCGUGGCGCAAGGCAAAGCUGUCAGGAUGCCCAUGGAUCUUCCAGACAAGCAAGGCAGUUCAUACACUGGUUUGGGGAUCAGGAACAAGGCUGGAAGCGCCUAUGAUAGCUCGAAGAACCUCGUCAGCCGGAACAAGACAAGCCGGGCAGGCUCACAACGCCCAGUGCCGCCUGCUGUGCCCGGAGCAGCAAAUGGAGCAACGAACGGUCGCAUAUCCUCUCCUGCUAUCACACCCGCGGAAGAAGAGGCCCCUCCGCCAAGACCGCCACGUCCAUCAGCUUCCCCGGCCACGUCGUAUGACCAUCGUUUCCCGUCCCCAGCAGUGUCUACAGGAUACACCAAAGCUGGGGCAGACUACUUCGGUGGGAUGCCGCCUCUCGAUCGGAAGCAGAGCGCGGCAAGCAUCGCAUCUUCUGCGGCAAGCGCUGUGGCUGCUGCCAAGAAGAAGCCUCCACCACCAGUACCUGUUAAGCGCAUUGGUUCCAGCCAAGGCACGUAUGUGACGGCAUUGUAUGACUUCGAAGGUCAGACUGCAGAUGAUUUGCCUUUCAGAGAAGGGGACAAGAUCAAAGUGAUCAAGAAGACGCAAAGUACUGAUGACUGGUGGGAUGGAGAGCUGAGGGGGAGGCGUGGUCAGUUUCCGGCGAACUAU